GAACAAGUGAAAUCGAAAGUAAAUCUCAAGAGACGUCGUCAUAGAAUCUGGUGUUUUGUCAAGAAGUUUCGGACGUUUUAUCGGGAUGGAUUUCCCUCAAGAGGGUGAGGAUGCUGUUGGUGGAAAUCAGACAGGCAGAGCAGCAUGUGCUGUGUCCAGCCACGUGUCCAUGAAGAAUGAGGAGCCCGUCACUGAUGGGCAUCAGAGGGUCAGCACAGGAAGAGUGAUGUCUUAUCCAAGACCACAGACACACAGACCAGUGUCUCCAGUGCCCAGCUGUGUGUCCAUGAAGAGUGACUGGUCCAUGGGGCACCCUUACAAUUUCAGUAGUGGACCGCCACAAUCUGAUCAAAAACCCCAGACACAAAGACCAGUGUCUCCAGUGCCCAGCUGUGUGUCCAUGAGGAGUGACCGGUCCAUGGGACACCCUUACAAUUUCAGUAGUGGAACACCACAGUCUGAUCAAAAACCCCAGACACAAAGACCAGUGUCUCCAGUGCCCAGCUGUGUGUCCAUGAAGAGUGACUGCUCCAUGGGACACCCUUACAAUUUCAGCAGUGGACCAUCACGGUCUGAUCAAAAACCCCAGACACAAAGACCAGUGUCUCCAGUGCCCAGCUGUGUGUCCAUGAAGAGUGACUGCUCCAUGGGACACCCUUACAAUUUCAGUAGUGGACCACCACGGUCUGAUCAAAAGGAUAUACUGGCCCAGGAUCAGUCCCGGUGUGGAUUGUGUGAGCAGCUACUGAGGGACCCGGUCAUCACCAGCUGUGGACACAGUUUCUGCAGGCAGUGCAUCAUCAGCUACUGGAGCCAGUCUGGUCCAUCAGGAGACUACAGCUGCCCCCAGUGCAGAAAGAGACCCAGAACACAACCCUGUCUAAACCCUAUGACUCAACCACUGUACCCGUCUACAGACAUGGCACAAUCUUACCUAAACCCACCAACAGACAUGACACUGCCCUCGUCAUAUCAACACAGUGAAAUGGCACAACCACCUGUAUAUCCAACUACGUCCAUGGCACAGCCUCACCUAAACCCACCAACAGCCAUGGCACAGCCUCACCUAAACCCACCAACAGCCAUGGCACAGCCUCACCUGUACCCACCUAUAGCCAUGGCACAGCCUCACCUAUACCCACCUACAGCCAUGGCACAGCCUCACCUAUACCCACCUACAGCCAUGGCACAGCGUCACUUAUACCCACCUAUAGCCAUGGCACAGCGUCACUUAUACCCAUCUGCAGCCAUGGCACAACCUCACCUAUACCAACCUACAGCCAUGGAACCGCCUUCAUCAUACCAACACAGUGAAAUGGCACUUCAUCUGAACCCAUCUGCAAACAUGGCACAAGUUCCUCCAUCCCCACACACAGACACGGGGCAGAGUCCUCAGUACUCAAACUCAGCCAUGGGGCAGCAUAAUCAUACACACAUCCAGCACCCUCUUUAUCCACACAUCCACACGGCACAGAUCUCUCCACAGCACACAGAUGAGCACACAGUCAUGACAGGCAGCACCCAUCUGCAAACUGAGCAUGCUCCAGUCAAAAGGGCCAAACGAACAGAUGACGAUGUCCUCACCAGAGUACUGAUGACCCAUAAAGCCAUCAUGAAGAGGAGGUUUGAGAGCAUAUGUGAAGGCAUCAUAAGGUCAGGGACUCAAACACUCCUGAACAAGAUUUACACAGAGCUCUACAUCACAGAGGGAGAGAGUGAAGGGGUGAAUAAUGAGCAUGAGGUUUGGCAGGUCGAGUCAGCAUCCAGGCCACAAACUACACAGGACACAGCAAUCAACUGUAAUGACAUCUUCAAGCCCUUACCUGGACAGGAGAGACAUAUCAAAACUGUCAUGACCAAGGGGAUUGCUGGCAUUGGAAAAACCGUCUCAGUCCAGAAGUUCAUCCUUGACUGGGCAGAGGAGAGAGCUAACCAGGGUGUAGAUUUCAUGUUUGUGCUUCCGUUCCGUGAGCUGAAUUUGGUUAAGCAUGAUCAGUACAGUCUUCACAGGCUCCUGCUUGACUUCCACCCUGAGCUAAGAGAGCUACAGGAUGCUGAAUACAAAGACUGCCACAUUGUGUUCAUCUUUGAUGGUCUGGAUGAGAGUCGACUUCCACUGAGUUUCCAAGGGAACCAGACAUUGUCUGAUGUGACACAAGCAUCAUCAGUGGAUGUGCUGAUGACAAGCCUCAUUCAGGGAACUCUACUUCCCUCUGCUCUCCUCUGGGUAACCUCCCGACCAGCAGCAGCCAGUCAGAUCCCUUCUCAGUGCAUCAGUCUGGUCACAGAAGUACGAGGGUUCAAUGACCCACAGAAGGAAGAGUACUUCAGGAAGAGGAUCAGUGACCAGAAUCAAGCCAACAGAAUCAUCUCACACAUUACAGCAACCAGGAGUCUCCACAUCAUGUGCCACAUGCCAGUCUUCUGUUGGAUCUCAGCCACUGUCCUUCAGCAGCUACUGGAACAGGAUGAUGGGAAAGAAGCCCCCAAAACACUGACUGAAAUGUUCAUACACUUCCUGCUCAUCCAGACCACCAGGAAGAACCAGAAGUAUCAAGAGGAAAGUGAGACAGAUAGACAGAGGCUCCUGGAAUCACACAAGGGUGUCAUAUUGAAACUCGCAGAGCUGGCUUUCAAGCAUCUGGAGAAUGGCAAUCUCAUGUUCUAUGAGGAAGACCUGAGAGAGUGUGGGAUCGAUGUCAGUGAAGCCUCAGUGUACUCUGGCAUGUGCACUGAGAUCUUCAGGGAAGAGUGUGUGUUUCAUCACAAGAAAGUCUACUGCUUUGUCCAUCUGAGCAUUCAGGAGUUUCUUGCUGCACUUCAUUUGUUUGCCUCCUACUUGAGUAAGAACAUGGAGGUCCUGGAGCCAUUACUUAGCAGGAAGUCCAAGUCUUUGCCAGAUGUGCCUCUCGAUGAGCUGCUGAAGAAUGCUGUGAACAAAGCUUUGGAAAGCAAGAAUGGACACCUUGAUUUGUUUGUUCGCUUCCUUCAUGGCAUUUCUCUGGUGUCAAAUCAGAGACUUUUGCUUGGCCUCCUGGCACACACACACAGCAGCCCAGAGAGUGUGAAGAAAACAAUCAAGAACCUGAAGGUGAUGCAGAGACCAAAUAUCUCCCCCGAGAGGUGCAUCAAUCUGUUCCACUGCCUGGUGGAAAUGCAUGACUCUUCUGUUCAUGAUGAAAUCCAGGCUUUCCUGAAGGCAGAGAAAGGUGCCGUGAAACAGCUCACACUGGCUCACUGCUCAGCCUUGGCUCAUGUGCUUCUGAUGUCUGAUGAGGUGCUGGAUGAGUUUGACCUGAGCAAAUACAAAACCUCUCCAGAAGGUCGCAGGAGACUGGUUCCAGCCGUGAGAUGCUGCAGAAAGGCUCUACUUGCUGGCUGUAAAUUAACAGAGAAGUCCUGUGAGAUUGUGGCUUCAGCACUGCAGUCUGCAAACUCCCCUUUAAGAGAGCUGGACCUGAGUCAGAAUGACCUGCAGAAGUCAGGAGAAAAGUUGGUCUCUGCUCUUCUGAGUCCAAACUGCAAACUGGAGACACUGAGACUUGUUUACUGUAAACUGAAAGGCGGAUUUUUGGCUUUGGCUCACAAGGGGGCAAACCCCCACCUAAGAGAGCUGGACAUCAACAACGCUGAACUUCAGGGCAGUGGAGGAGAACUGCUCCAUCAACCACUGAAUCAAGACUGCACAGUGAGACUUAACAGGUGCAAUCUCAAACACAGCUCCUUUGAGGCUGUGGCCUCAAUUCUGUCAUUUAAUUCUCAACUGAGUGAGUUGGAUAUAAGUGACUGUGAUCUGCAAACGUCAGAAGAGAAGCAGCUCUCUGGUCUUAGAAGCCCAAACUGCCGACUGGAGAAACUGAGACUGGUUCACUGUAAGAUAAAAGGAAGAUUUUUGGCCUUGAUUCUUCAGUGGGCAAACUCCAACCUAAGAGAGCUGGACAUCAGUGACAGUGAGAUUCAGGACUGUGGAGAAGAACUGCUUCAUCAACCACUGAAUCAAGACUGUAAAGUGAGACUCAUCAGCUGUAGACUCAAACACUCCUCUGAGGUUGUGGUCUCAGUUCUGCAGUCAUAUAUUUCUCAACUGAGUGAGUUGGACAUGAGUGGCUGUGAUCUGCAAACAUCAGAAGAGAAGCUGCUCUCUGGUCUUAUAGAUCCAAACUGCCACUUGGAGAAAUUGAAACUGGUUGGCUGUAAAUUGAAAGGGGGAUUUUUGGCCUUGACUCUUCAGUGGGCAAACUCCCACCUAAGAGAGCUGGACAUCAGUGACAGUGAGAUUCAGGACUGUGAAGGUGAACUGCUGCAUCAACCACUGACUCAAGACUGUAAAGUGAGACUCAUCAGCUGUAGACUCAAACACAGCUCCUCUGAGGUUGUGGUCUCAGUUCUGCAGUCAUAUAUCUCUCAACUGAGUGAGUUGGACAUGAGUGGCUGUGAUCUGCAAACAUCAGAAGAGAAGCUGCUCUCUGGUCUUAUAAACCCAAACUGCCAGCUGGAGAAACUGAGACUUGUUGGCUGUAAACUGAGAGGAAGGUUUUUGGCCUUGACUCUUCAGUGGGCAAACUCCCACCUAAGAGAGCUGGACAUCAGUGACAGUGAGCUUCAGGACUGUGGAGGAGAACUGCUCCAUCAACCACUGAAUCACGUCUGUAAAGUCAGACUCAUCAGCCGUAGACUCAAAGACAGCUCCCGUGAGGUUGUGGUCUCAGUUCUUUCAUAUAUUUCUCAACUGAGUGAGUUGGACAUGAGUGACUGUGAUCUGCAAACAUCAACAGAGAAGCUGCUCUCUGGUCUUAGAAACUCAAACUGCCACCUGGAGAAACUGAGACUUGCUGGUUGUAAGCUAACAGAGGAAUCCUGUAAGGCUGUAGCCUCUGCUUUGCAGUCCUCCAUCUCCCUAAAGGAACUGGACCUGAGUCACAAUGACCUGAAGGAGUCUGGAGUUCAGCUUCUCUCUACAGGACUCAGUAGCCCUCACUGUAAACUGCAGACUUUAAGACUUGCUGUUUGUAAGCUAACAGAGGAAUCCUGUAAGGCUGUAGCCUCUGCUUUGCAGUCCUCCAUCUCCCUAAAGGAACUGGACCUGAGUCACAAUGACCUGAAGGAGUCUGGAGUUCAGCUUUUCUCUAGAGGACUCAGUAGCCCUCACUGUAAACUGACAUCUUUAAGAGCCACCAUAGAGUCCAUCUUGCACUAUGGCAUCACCAGCUGGUUUGGACAUCUGACAGUUAAGGUCAAGGCCCAACCAGGUAAUGUGGUCAAAACAGCUGGACAAAUGAUGGAGUCCCUGCUCCCCUCACUCUCCAAGACAUAUCUGAGCAGUCCACUCUACAGCAGGCUGACAGAAUUCUAUCUGACCCCUCCCAUGUGCUGUACCAAGAAUAUGAGCUCAUGA
This is a messenger RNA of Sardina pilchardus (European sardine), 5395 nucleotides long. Its product is annotated as NACHT, LRR and PYD domains-containing protein 12-like. Gene Ontology annotation, molecular function: protein binding. Gene Ontology annotation, biological process: intracellular signal transduction. The transcript is spliced from 20 exons. The record is from RefSeq and is a predicted model, not a curated record. The coding region runs from base 86 to 5395 and encodes 1769 amino acids. NCBI's taxonomy places the organism in Eukaryota, Metazoa, Chordata, Actinopteri, Clupeiformes, Clupeidae.